AUGGGGUUUCCCGAGAGUGACGAUGUUGACCUUCAUGAAUUUGGGUGCAACUCGUCCGACAUACCAUACAUGUCCCCCUCCCUCGCCUCCGACCGUGAUGGAUUUUUACUAGAGCCAACUACCGAGGACCAGCCUGUUGGGUCUAUCGCUCCGACACCACUUCCGAUCGAGUGUAUUCUCUUUCCUGACCCCCAGAAUCUUCAAGCGGGCUUCAUGUGGCCGGGUCCAGAUCCUCUAUCGCACACCACUGAAACCGACGACAUAUUGCUCUAUAUGUCGGCAUUUGUUCCGGCCAGACUACUGCAUUGGGUGGUGAUUCAUCUUACAGGGCUAGAUCGGAUCACGGGCGACACAAUUGAGGAGCAUUUGUUCCAUCUGUCUCCGACCAAAUCUGCCAGAGGUGAUCUUUGCUGGGUGCGCAGACAGAUGCUGAGCAUCAUCUCUGGGCCUAUGGAUGACGAGCCGAGACUCUUCUUCCGAUUGUUUUUACGGCCGGGUACGGAACCACUUACGUAUACACCGGACACGGCCCUGCCUUCACAGGCAAAUCUUCCCUCAGCGACAUGCCUGAAUCCAGAUCUCUUUGUACAUAGCUUGAUAGAGAAUUACAGGUGA
Molecule: messenger RNA, 615 nt
Organism: Penicillium subrubescens
Lineage: Eukaryota; Fungi; Ascomycota; Eurotiomycetes; Eurotiales; Aspergillaceae
Exons: 2
Coding region: 1-615 (204 amino acids)
Source: RefSeq, a predicted model, not a curated record